GCGCAUCGAAGUGGUAUUUUCUUGAAAGGUAAAUUGUAUCAACAUAAAGUUUAAAUAAUAAUAAUAAAACACUUAAUCUUCUGAGUUGGUUACCAGCAAGGAUUAAUCGGUGCAAUACGGAAAGGAGCCUGGCAUGAGAAACAAAGAAAAUUACAUAAAAAGUCCGCCGGAACAGCGGGGAAGUCCCGAAAGGAAAUUCCCCCCUCCAGUUUGGAAUAUUAUUAAUUUCGCAAUUUAAUGUCUAUGUAUGUUUAAUUAAAUCCAUUUGCCGCUUGUAUAUGCUAGUUACCAUUUGCGUACAGGUACUGUAGCGUAACAUUAUUGUUACAGUAGGUGUUUUAUUUAUAGUUGUGAAUUUUUGUCCCAACACAUUUGGCAUGCAAGCAGAGUAGUUCAUCAACCAACUACGAUGUCCUCCCACAGCAGCUUCAACAGCACAGAAACACCGAGCCACGGAUACAAUCAGAGAGAAGAGAUGGUGGAACAAAUCAAGAUGGAAAACGCAAUGCUUAAAACCAAACUACAGAGCUAUACAACUUUGAACACUUUCUACCACGAAACACGCCUGGAAUUGGCCAGAAUGAACCACCACGUCCGCUUACAAGAUAAUAUAAUCAGGGACCUAAAGGCGAGGUUAGCAAGAUACGAAAACGCCGCUGUUCAUGUAGGGGAAGAGGGGCCACUGGUUUUUGGACCUUCAAAGUCCUUAUUCGAGAAUCUAUGUAAGGAAAUCAGCAAACUUAAACAGCAACAGAAAGAAACUGAAAGAAAUUCUGAGCAGCAACUGGAAACAAUGAAACUAGAGCUUCAGAAACUGCAAAAGGAGUUGAGAGAAAAAGAUGAAGAAAUGCAGAGAAUGACAAGCAGACCGCCACAUGAGAAAGACCUGGAGAUUUUGCGGCUCCAGGGGGUUCUGGCAGAGAAGGAAAGGGUUCAGGCAACUAGAGAGGUGCUGUGUCAUUCCCUCACUGAUGAGGCAGAGCAGCUCCGUGCUCAGCUGGCUGCCACAGUGGAAGUAUGUCAGCAGGUAUCACAAAGACUGGAGGGCAAACAGAAGAAACUUCCUGAAUCUGGAGAAGAACAGAUUCAUACAGAACAAUCUAGCAAGCUUCAAUGUACAAACUCUAAUGAGACUGCUCAUCUUAAGGCUAUAGUAUGCCAGCUACAGGAAGAAAAUAAAACUUUACAGCAGAAAGUGGUUCAUGUAGAAAGCUUGAAUGCCAAGUGGCAGAAGUAUGACGCUAGCAGGGAAGAGUAUGUGAAAGGACUGUGUCAGAAACUGAAAGUGAAUUCAAAGCAAGGCUUUGACUCGGCGCAGACCAACAUGGACAUGAUGCAGCAGGAGAUCCUGAGGCUUAAUCGACUGCUGGAAGACAAGAUGAAGGAAUGCAACAGGUUCAGCAGAGACCUGGAGGAAACCAGGAAAACGGACAGAGAACGCAUCCAAACACUUGAACAACAGGUUCUUAUUUAUAAAGAUGAUUUUAAGUUUGAGCGAGCUGAUCGAGAGAGGGCGCAAAGCAAAAUACAAGAUCUUCAGGAAGAUAUAGUCCGCUUAGAGCUGCAGCUGAGAAGACAGGAUUCAGGAGAUCAAGCUACCCCUGUCAGAAUACACAUUGGCAAUAGGAACCUUAUGCACAUAGAGACGGAUGCUGCUGAAGUGUUGCUGGGCAAUAGCCCUGAUCAAUCGGGAGCAAACAGGUCAAGCUCCCAGUCAACUCAAGAUUCUCCAGCAGCAAACAGGACUUCAAAAUCAGAGCACAGAGCACAGACUGACUUACAAUGUCCACGCUGUUUGGUAGUUUAUAACGAUGAACAGUCGACUGCAUUUCUAAAACAUUUUACAGAAUGUGCUGAACUAUAAGGCAAAGAAACAAAAAACUGUCCAAUGAGACAAUAUACAACCAGUGAACGACACUACUUUGUGUGGGUUCAGAUACUUGUUACAAUGCUAUUGUCAGAAAUAGCUACAGUCUUGCUGCUUUUACAACAUCCUUUUAACUGUUGUGUAGUUCCCUACUUCGUUGUGUCUUCGCAACUCCAAAUAGCACCCUAUACAGCUAUUUACUGGAGUUUAGGCAUAGUUGAAAGUGACAGUGGGUUACAUGACCCAAAGCUACAGGCUAUCAUGUGUCAAAAUCUGUUUCACUAAAACUGCAGUUUCAGAGAGCAGUAGUUCGUUGACAGUUGACUGCUAGAGUGACUAUUGGCCCGUUUUGUGGCUAAUAGCACAUGCUAUUUUUGGUAUUUUUUUUACCAUGUUGGUAAACUGACGCAAAAUUGGUUUCAGUCUGAUUCUAUAAUUUUCUUCUGAUUUAAUAGCUAUUUUUUCUAUUCCAUCUAUUUAUACGUUUCUGUACUUUAUAUAUCUUUCUUAUCAACUGACUAAAACAGCAACUGUGUGCUCCAAAAGGCUAGUUGUACUUUUGUGAUUUUAUUGUGAGAAGCAACAGAUGCACUUGGCUAAUAGUGUUGUAGCCAGAUACAGUGCAUCUCUCCUUCAAAUAAGACGUUAGUAGGAGAUUAUUAUUAUUAUUAUUAUUAUUAUUAUUAUUAUUAUUAUUAUUAUUAUUAUUGUGCUGUCCACAGUAAUCAUGUUUAACUUAUUGCACUUUACAGUAUGUCUAACUAAUUAAAAGAACAGUAAGCUUGGGAUAAGUGCAGUUGUAAUACCUUGGUGCUUGAUAUGUGUAUAUAUUAUAAAUGGUAAUAUAUUUAAUUUACUAGUAAUAGCUUGUUAGCUUAGAAUGCAUAAUUCAAUGUAAUUCAGUGUUUGGGGAAGUUAUGCCAGUUGCCAACUUUCAGGGUUAGUAAUUUGUUUUUUAGCUUGAGUUAUGUAAGACUGCAAUGUAGACAAUCUCCAUUUUGCUAUGUGAGUGAAAUGGAAGUGGAAACAGAGCUCUAUACACAAGUCUCUGCUCAAGUGAUACACAUUUUUGGGUAGUCUACAGCUAUGGCUAAAAGUUUUGCAUCGCCUAGAAUUUUAGGAUUGAGACAUAAUUAAAAAAACAAACAAA
Molecule: messenger RNA, 3017 nt
Organism: Polyodon spathula (Mississippi paddlefish)
Lineage: Eukaryota; Metazoa; Chordata; Actinopteri; Acipenseriformes; Polyodontidae
Product: TNFAIP3-interacting protein 2-like
Exons: 6
Coding region: 410-1864 (484 amino acids)
Biological process (GO): cellular response to lipopolysaccharide; regulation of transcription by RNA polymerase II
Molecular function (GO): K63-linked polyubiquitin modification-dependent protein binding
Source: RefSeq, a predicted model, not a curated record